Messenger RNA from Lobosporangium transversale, 563 nucleotides. RefSeq lists its product as hypothetical. The coding region runs from base 163 to 390 and encodes 75 amino acids. NCBI's taxonomy places the organism in Eukaryota, Fungi, Mortierellomycota, Mortierellomycetes, Mortierellales, Mortierellaceae. The transcript has a single exon. The record is from RefSeq and is a predicted model, not a curated record.
CUAUGUUAUGGCAGCUCAAUGAAGGAUCAUAAACUUACUCCAUCAUCCUUUAUCGAAUCGCUUUGAAACACCUAUAAUGUCCCAUACCCGUAUCUUUGACUUCCUCCUAUACUCAUCAAUGGAAAUGAGCUUUUUUUUUCUUUCUUCUUCUCUCCUCACAACAUGCGUGUGGAUACAUCAUAUCUGCAGAUACUGAAUGUCAUCACAGCUCUAGUCCUCCCACUUCUGUCUAGAUGCAGAGUUUCACAUCACCAAUUCAGCAUAACAAAUGACUCAAAUGGAGCAGCCAGAAAAAGCUCAACAUUAAUCGCGUCUUUUGAAACUAAGCCACAUGUGGAUUGUGUGCACCAAAACUUGAGAGAGUUGCAUGAAGCCAGUCCUACUCAUUGACCGACCAUUUGAUUAAUAAAAACCUGUUUCUUUAUUUUGGACUUGACGCCCAAGCGCAAUACUGAGUGUCCAUACUGAAGCUUCCGUCUCUUCCCAGAAGUUUUAAGGUGUUUCUUCCAACACGUCUGUUUUUUUUAAAAAAAAUAAAUAAAUACAAGAUAUACUUUGUAUUG